GAGCUCGGCUCAGACGUGGAGGGGCUGGAAAUCCCCAGCGGGUGAUGCCUGUCUGGGCCAGUGCAAGGAGCUGAGGAUCCCACGGGGCUGCUGGCCGGCUGAGGAGCUGCUAUGACCCCAGAGAAGGUGCUGAGAGAGGGGCUGCUGGAGAAACGCAGCGGGGGGCUGCUGCAGCUCUGGAAGAAGAAGCGUUGCCUCCUGACAGAGAAGGGGCUGCAGCUCUUUGAGCCCAAGGGCUCGCGCCGAAAGGAGCUGAGCUUCUCACGCAUGAAGGCGGUGGAGUGCGUGGAGUGGAAGGAGCGGCACAUCUACUUCACCGUGGUGAUGGAGGACAGCCACGAGAUCGACUUCCGCUGCGCCCAGGAGGACCCGGGCUGGAACGCCACGAUCACCAUGGGCCUCGUCCGCUUCAAGAACCAGCAGGCGAUCCAGAUCGUGCGGGCCCGGCACAGCUGCAGAGCAGUGGUGCAGUAUGACGCAGCCUCAGCGGGCCAGCCCGUGGACAUGAAGCAUCCGAAGGGCAGGACGGAGAAGGCCCUUGGCUCAGUGGGCAGCCGAGAGAACGGGAUCCCAGCAGGCAAAUGAGGCCAGUGCUCUGUCUGGUCUGGGCACACGGGUGGCAGCCCCUAGGGAGGCCAGUGCAAGCGCUGGCUUCCCAUGGCCUGUUGUGCCUCCUUCAGCGAGAAACUGUCACGCCGCCAGUCAGCCCACAGCUGCACACUGCCUGGGGCAGGAUGGAGAGGCACCUGAGGAGCCAAGCUGGCAUGGCUGCAGGGGUCAAGCUGCAUGCCCCUUGGCCUGUCAGCGUAAGAGUUGAAGGGGCAGAAGGACACAGCCAGGGCCAUCACUGGGGGGUCCGGAUAUGGCAGAGGUGACAUCUUUUCCCAGGGACCCACUGUCCUUCAGCCAACAUGGCCUGGACCUUGAUGGACUGUGAGGACUUCCUGGGUCCAGGCCUCUCCUGCAGGACAGGAUGGGGAUGGAUGAGGCUGAGAUCGAAGAAAGCAUCAUGAAAGUACGCUCUGUUUUUUUUUGUGAGGUGGCACUGGGAUGGAUUGAUGCAGCCAGAGACACAUUUCCCCCUGAGCCCUCACCUUGCAAAGGGGUUGGGAGGCUGCCCCAAGCUGCUGCGGAUGGGACCGCUCCACUCAUUUUGUCCGGAUGCCCUGGUAACGUGGGCUUUUGCAACCGUACUGCCAGACAUCCUCCUGCCUGGAGCCACCCUCACUGUUAGUGCCUCAGGCCAAUGGGUGAUGCUGGAGAAGACAAUGGGCAUCUCACCUUCCUGUACCCAAUGGU
Messenger RNA from Struthio camelus australis, 1299 nucleotides. It is a transcript of the gene PHLDA3, whose product is annotated as pleckstrin homology like domain family A member 3. The record is from RefSeq and is a predicted model, not a curated record. Gene Ontology annotation, cellular component: plasma membrane. Gene Ontology annotation, molecular function: phosphatidylinositol phosphate binding. Gene Ontology annotation, biological process: intrinsic apoptotic signaling pathway in response to DNA damage by p53 class mediator; negative regulation of phosphatidylinositol 3-kinase/protein kinase B signal transduction; positive regulation of apoptotic process. Lineage: Eukaryota; Metazoa; Chordata; Aves; Struthioniformes; Struthionidae.